AGCAUACCAGUCAUCACCUUAAACCCAAGUAGAUUUAAAGCUUUUAAGAGCGAGCGCGUCUGAGCAAAGACCUCGGACGGAGUCGACUUUGACCACAUGCGCGCGCUGGCUCUCGUAUACUUAAGCGAUGACGCGUGCUCGCGUUCGCUGUCUCCCCUCGACUGAUGAUCGGACGAGGGGCCAGCGGGGGCGGGAGACACCGAGGUGCGGAAAACGCGUGUAAAGCUGGUAAGACGGGAGGAAGAGUGGAGAGCGGUACGGGUAUUCCCGUUUUGGAGAAGAGUGGGGCAGGCCGGUAUCUCCGGGUUCAUGCUCUCUGAAGAGAGAGAGCCCCAGCCAGUCUCGUGAUCGGACUCCGAGCGUUCGAAUCGACGGUUCGUGGCUCGUUUCCCCUUCUUCAUCCUCCUCCACUAGCGAGCAAGAAAAAGGGCCAAUCUCGUCUCCCUCCCACCAACAUCGGUUGUGUUUCCUACGAGUUUCCUUUGUAGUUCUGCUUUGGAAGAUUUUUUUCUACUUCGCUCUUGAACCCUUUCGGAUCAGCUUCGCCAGGGUUACUUUCCGGCGACCUCCAGAAUCAGCUGCCUCCAGAAUCAGCAAGCCGUAGCAGCGAUAGUGCAUCAAGAGCAACGGGGGAAGAGAGAAGUCGCGAAUUUGCGCAACUCUGGUCGAGGUAGAAAGUGCGAAAGUUUGCGUGAAAGCUCGCUCGACAAUUUCACGACGUGCCAGCGAGUGAGCGGGUGAGUGUUCCGUGUGCAAGCCACGUGAUUAUUUCGAGCAUGUACAUCUUGAGGAAGUCAGAAAUUCUGCAAUACGAGAGAGGAAUCGCAUCCGGUUAUCAGGUGUGCGGCGAUUUCCUGCGGGUCUAUCAUGAGUUGCUGCAACGGUAUAUGGACAUUGGUGAGGACAUUGGCGUUCCUGAAGACUUCACGAAUAGCGAGAUGGACGCGGGAGUGUGGUGGAAACAUUUGAUAUCCGGCGGCAUCGCCGGUACUGUUUCACGUACCUGCACCGCCCCCCUAGAUCGCAUCAAGGUCUACCUGCAGGUCCACGGCACACGACACUGCAAUAUCAUGAGUUGCUUCAGGUACAUGGUGCGCGAGGGCGGCCUGCGCAGUCUGUGGCGCGGUAACGGCAUUAACGUGCUCAAGAUCGCGCCGGAGUCAGCGAUCAAGUUCAUGGCGUACGAGCAGUUGAAGAGAAUCAUCAAGGGAAAUAACGAUAAACGCGAACUCGGUUUAGGCGAGCGCUUCUGUGCAGGGUCCUGCGCUGGCGGCAUCAGUCAGAGUGCCGUUUAUCCUCUCGAGGUUCUAAAGACGAGGCUGGCUCUGCGGAAAACGGGCGAGUUUAACGGCAUGAUCGACGCAGCCAAGAAGAUAUAUAGGCAAGGUGGUAUAAGAUCCUUCUACAGAGGCUACAUUCCUAAUCUGAUCGGGAUAAUUCCGUAUGCUGGCAUCGACCUUGCCGUUUACGAGACGUUGAAGAACCGUAUCAUUUUACGUCAACCGCUACCUCCUAUUUCGUUCGACAAAGAGCAGCCGAAACCGGCGUUUUGGAUCCUAUUAUUUUGCGGCACUAUGUCGAGUACUGCGGGUCAAGUGUGCUCGUAUCCUCUCGCGCUAGUGCGUACCCGUCUGCAGGCGGAGAUCGCGACUGACAAACCCCAGACUAUGGUCAGCGUGUUCAAGGACAUCAUCAGUCGCGAGGGUGUGCGCGGCCUUUAUCGUGGUCUUACGCCCAACUUUCUCAAGGUGGCACCUGCAGUGUCCAUUAGCUAUGUCGUGUACGAGCACUUACGGCACACGUUGGGCGUCAACAUGACGUGAUAAACAUGCACACUAGGCCAUUUUUAUUAAUUAACUCAAUUAAU
Messenger RNA from Harpegnathos saltator (Jerdon's jumping ant), 1867 nucleotides. RefSeq names its product Short Calcium-binding Mitochondrial Carrier (gene SCaMC). The transcript has 6 exons. NCBI's taxonomy places the organism in Eukaryota, Metazoa, Arthropoda, Insecta, Hymenoptera, Formicidae. The record is from RefSeq and is a predicted model, not a curated record. Gene Ontology annotation, biological process: transmembrane transport. Gene Ontology annotation, molecular function: calcium ion binding. The coding region runs from base 777 to 1823 and encodes 348 amino acids. Gene Ontology annotation, cellular component: mitochondrial inner membrane.